AUGCUUGCUUUACAAGGCGAUGCUGAGGCCCACGGCGCUACCAUUGCAUUCCAUUGCGCAGUGGUUGGUGGAGCGCAGGGCGGCUCGUUCGACGAAAUCUUACUCCGUUAUCGCGUACAAGGCGACGACAACACGCAUGUCCUGCCAUGCAAUUACGUUGUCAAUUGUGCUGGCUUGGCCGCACCUCACGUGGCAAACGCAUUCGCGCAUCCGACGGCGUUUAGUGUUCCAAUGCCGACAACGUUUGCCAAAGGCAACUAUUUUCGCCUAAUCAGGAGUGUCAAGCCCUUUCGGCACCUAAUGUACCCCGUGCCUGAAAAGGGGGGGCUCGGCGUUCAUGCGACUCUCGAUUUGGCGGGCCACGUGCGGUUUGGCCCUGAUGUAGAGUGGACGGAGAAAGUGGAGUAUACGGUGACUGCAGCGAAAGCUCGGGAAUUUGCACGGCGCAUUGCCACGUACUGGCCAAAUGUGGCCGAGAACAGUCUCGUUCCAGACUACUGCGGCAUUCGCCCCAAGUUGAGCGGCCCCGACGACCCAGACAUGGAUUUCAUGCUCGCGGACGCUUCUCACCACGGCAUGCGUGGCCUGGUGCAUUGCUGUGGCAUCGAGUCGCCAGGCCUGACGUCGUCGCUCGCGAUCGCUGACGAAGUGCUGGCCCGCCUCGGCCUCAACUGA
Messenger RNA from Aphanomyces invadans, 675 nucleotides. RefSeq lists its product as hypothetical. Gene Ontology annotation, cellular component: mitochondrion. The transcript is spliced from 6 exons. The coding region runs from base 1 to 675 and encodes 224 amino acids. The record is from RefSeq and is a predicted model, not a curated record. NCBI's taxonomy places the organism in Eukaryota, Oomycota, Saprolegniomycetes, Saprolegniales, Verrucalvaceae. Gene Ontology annotation, molecular function: (S)-2-hydroxy-acid oxidase activity; (S)-2-hydroxyglutarate dehydrogenase activity.